AUGGGUGGUGCAUUGAAUCGUGCAACACGAGUUUUCCGUAUGUAUAAUAUUGACAAUCGUGUUGAACGAGUUCUUUCAAGAGAAAAACCAGAUCCUGCUCCUCGAUAUCCAACAGAUUUGCAACAAUCGCAAUCAAAAAAUGCUGAAACUAACACCGCACCGGAAACCAUACAUGACAAAGAUAACAAAUUAUUGGGAUUUUUACGAAAUGUUAAAGUUUCUUCGACUGGUACUAAUCCAACUAUACGUCGAUUAGGUGACACAAGUAGUCAUCCAACAAUUCCUCCAUUAUUAAAUCGUGUUGAAGAAUCAAUGGAGACGAACAGUGCUGAUGCUGCUUUCGGUUAUGUUGAACCACAACGUGUUCCACCCGGUCGAAUUUCAUUACGUCAAUUUCUUGCCUAUCUUCAAAAACAUCGUGACGCCCCAGAAGAAUACUCUAUCGAUCGCUUCAUAGAUAUGUACACCAUCAAACCAGAAACCGCAAAAAUUCUGUUUAAACAUCACAGUUUAUUAGCCAUACAAGAAGUUUCUCGUUCGAAAAGUAAAGCACCAGCAAGACCACCACAUAUUGCAGCAAUCGAAGUUAUGGGCAUUGAAGCUGAGACAGCUAAAAAACCAGGUCCUGAAACAGGCAUCACUGCGAAAUAUUAA
Messenger RNA from Rotaria socialis, 654 nucleotides. The record is from the annotation of a GenBank genome assembly. Lineage: Eukaryota; Metazoa; Rotifera; Eurotatoria; Philodinida; Philodinidae.